AUGGGUCAGACUCUUUCGGAGCCAGUAGUAGAGAAGCUAUCCGACAGCGGUGAAGAUGAUCGUUUGGCCUUCGGACUAUCCAGCAUGCAGGGCUGGCGUAUCUCUAUGGAGGAUGCUCAUGCUGCGGUCCUCGAUCUCCAUAAACCUGACGUUGCGGGCACUGCCGGAAAAGAGGGAAGGUUGAGUUUCUUCGGUGUCUACGAUGGGCAUGGAGGCGAGAAAGUUGCUGCAUUCAGCGGGGAUAACGUUCAUAAGAUCGUGGUGAAGCAGUCUUCUUUUGAGGCUGGCGAUUACGGAAAGGCCCUGCAGGAUGGGUUUCUUGCUACAGAUAGAGCUAUCUUGCAGGAUCCCCGCUAUGGUGACGAGGUAUCUGGAUGUACUGCCACUGCCGCCCUUAUUUCAGACACAAAGAUCUAUGUUGCAAACGCCGGCGAUUCACGUACAGUUUUGGGUGUAAAGGGAAGAGCUAAGCCCUUGUCUUUCGACCAUAAGCCACAGAAUGAAGCCGAGAAGGCCAGGAUACAGGCUGCUGGUGGUUUCGUCGAUUUUGGAAGAGUUAACGGCAACCUUGCGUUGUCAAGAGCUAUCGGUGAUUUCGAGUUCAAGAAGAGCGCCGACCUCCCACCAGAACAGCAGAUCGUUACCGCCUUCCCAGACAUCAACAUACACGAAAUCUCAGAUGAUGAUGAGUUCCUAGUUCUUGCCUGCGACGGAAUCUGGGACUGCCAGUCAUCUCAGGCCGUUAUCGAAUUCGUUCGACGUGGCAUAGCCGCCAAGCAAGAGCUUCAUCGUAUUUGCGAAAAUAUGAUGGAUAACUGCCUUGCCUCUAGCAGUGAUACUGGUGGUGUAGGAUGCGACAACAUGACCAUCGUUAUCGUUGCCCUACUCCGUGGCAAGACCAAGGAAGAGUGGUAUGAUAUGAUCGUGAAGCGUGUUGCUGACGGCGAUGGCCCUUGCGCUCCGCCCGAGUACGCCGAGUUCCGCGGGCCGGGGGUACACAACGACUUUGAUGAUAGUCCAGACGAGUUUGAUGCGCAGAACCAGUCGGACAUGUUUGACGACGCAGAGGAUAAAGAGGAGGAGGAGAAAGAUGACGAGGCACUACGAAAGGUAGCUGCAAGAGAAAACAAAGGGGAGGACGAAGAGAUGAAAGACAUCACAAGGUCGGAUAAGGAUAAGGAGAACGCAAAGGUCGACUCUUCUCCUGCAAAAGCCGCCACCUCUACAGACGGAGGGCCCAAAAAGCAAGCUUCAAAUUAG
Morchella importuna is the source of this 1260-nucleotide messenger RNA. RefSeq lists its product as uncharacterized. Gene Ontology annotation, molecular function: protein serine/threonine phosphatase activity; cation binding. NCBI's taxonomy places the organism in Eukaryota, Fungi, Ascomycota, Pezizomycetes, Pezizales, Morchellaceae. Bases 1 to 1260 code for a protein of 419 amino acids. The transcript has 8 exons. Gene Ontology annotation, biological process: protein dephosphorylation. The record is from RefSeq and is a predicted model, not a curated record.